Messenger RNA from Exserohilum turcica Et28A, 1431 nucleotides. RefSeq lists its product as uncharacterized. Gene Ontology annotation, cellular component: cytoplasm. Gene Ontology annotation, molecular function: identical protein binding; L-ornithine transaminase activity; pyridoxal phosphate binding. Bases 1 to 1431 code for a protein of 476 amino acids. The record is from RefSeq and is a predicted model, not a curated record. The transcript is spliced from 4 exons. Lineage: Eukaryota; Fungi; Ascomycota; Dothideomycetes; Pleosporales; Pleosporaceae.
AUGCCUUUAGAGGAACGCGACCAACGAGCGCCUCGGCUGCCAGCGGGCCAUCACUAUGCCCGCCCUGCCAUUGGCUCGUGGGCGCGCGACGCAUUCGCGGCCGGCACAGCGCAGAGGGAAUCCGAGGCCGACUUUGCAGCCCACAACUACCACCCACUGCCCAUUGUUUUUGCGCGGGCAAGCGGCUGCAGCGUGUGGGACCCCGAGGGCAAGCACUAUCUCGACUUCCUCUCUGCAUACAGCGCCGUCAACCAGGGCCACUGCCACCCCGAGCUCGUCAAGGCGCUGACGGAGCAGGCUUCGCGUCUGACGCUCAGCAGCCGGGCCUUCUACAACGAUGUCUUCCCCCGCUUCGCCGAGUAUGCGACCAAGCUGUUUGGCUUCGACAUGAUCCUGCCCAUGAACACGGGCGCCGAGGCCGUCGAGACGGCAGUCAAGAUUGCGCGCAAGUGGGGAUACAAGGUCAAGGGCAUUCCGCAGAACGAGGCCCUCGUCUUCUCGGUGCAGGAAAACUUCCAUGGCCGGACGUUUGCUGCCAUUACCAUGUCUACUGACCCCGAGUCUCGCGACAACUACGGUCCAUACUUGCCUGGCAUUGGCAGUGUGUGCCCGGUCACGAACAAGCCGAUUCGCUACAACAACGUUGACGAUGUUCGCGAGACAUUAGAAAAGCACGGAAAGAACACUGCUGCUUUCCUGGUGGAGCCCAUCCAGGGCGAGGCUGGCAUUGUGGUUCCAGACGACAGCUAUCUGCGCGAGGUGAGGGCGUUGUGCGACAAGCACAACGUGCUUUUGAUCUGCGAUGAGAUCCAAACGGGCAUUGCGCGAACGGGCAAGAUGCUCUGCCACGAGUGGAGCGGCAUCAAGCCCGAUCUGGUUCUGCUGGGCAAGGCCAUCUCGGGCGGCAUGUAUCCUGUGUCGUGUGUGCUGGGUUCCAAGGAAGUGAUGCUUACUGUCGAGCCGGGCACCCACGGUUCGACGUACGGCGGCAACCCUCUGGGGUCGGCUGUUGCGAUCCGGGCGCUUGAACUGAUCCAAGAAGAAAACAUGAUUGAGCGGGCAGAGACGCUCGGCAACAAGUUCCGCGAAGGACUCAAGAACAUGAACAGCCCUAUGAUUACGACGAUCCGAGGCAAGGGUCUGCUAAACGCCAUUGUCAUUGACGAGAGCCGGACCAAUGGACACAGCGCGUGGGAUCUGUGCAUGCUCUUCAAAGAGAAGGGACUACUGGUAGGAAGAGCCCUCAAGAUCAUGCAUGUAAAAGAGGUUGACGGUGCUGACUAUGACGGCCAGGCGAAACCCACGCACCAGAACAUUAUCCGGCUUGCGCCACCGCUGGUUAUCACGGAGCAGGAAAUUGAGUCAGCGCUGGCCAUUAUCAAGGAGGCCAUGGACGAGCUGCCCACGCUCCAGGGUAAGCGACAGGAUUAG